AUCGCAAACAUAAACACUGGUGCGAUAAAUUGGCACGUCGAUAUUUGUUUAUCGAUAGUGUGUUUUCGCUUAGAAAACGGCGCGAACGCGUAAACUUUUUUUGCAGACUGCAAUAAUAUUUGGAAGUGUGUUUAAUUAUGUCCGAAAACAACGGAACCGUUGCUCGUAUGCCGUGGGUCGAGAAAUACCGGCCCAGCUGCUUAGAUGAUCUGAUAUCCCAUGAGGAAAUUAUUUCUACCAUCAACCGUUUCAUCAAUCAGAAGCAACUGCCGCAUCUGCUUUUUUAUGGACCACCAGGCACGGGCAAAACGAGCACCAUUCUUGCCUGUGCACGCCAACUCUACUCGGCAUCCCAUUUCAAGUCAAUGGUCUUGGAGCUAAACGCUUCAGAUGAUCGUGGCAUUGGCAUUGUUCGGGGUCAGAUCCUCAACUUUGCGUCAACUCGUACAAUAUUCUGUGGCACCUUUAAACUGAUUAUUCUAGACGAGGCGGAUGCCAUGACCAAUGAUGCACAGAAUGCGUUACGUCGCAUCAUUGAAAAAUACACAGAAAAUGUGCGAUUCUGUAUCAUUUGCAACUAUCUCAGCAAAAUUAUUCCAGCACUUCAAUCUCGAUGCACACGAUUUCGAUUCGCACCUUUGUCACCUGAGCAGAUGCUCCCGCGUCUUGAUAAGAUUAUACAGGAGGAGCAGGUUCGUGUAACGGAUGAUGGCAAGAAUGCACUAGUCGCUCUAUCCAAGGGGGACAUGCGGAAGGUUCUAAAUGUUUUGCAGAGCACUUCAAUGGCCUUUGAUGAAGUCAACGAGGAUAACGUGUAUAUGUGUGUUGGCUAUCCUCUAAGAAGCGAGAUUGAGCAUAUGCUUCAGACAUUGCUCUCUGCAGCUACAUUUGACUCGGCAUUUGACACUAUUGAAGAAACAAAGAGUAAACGUGGUCUCGCAUUGGAAGAUAUCGUCACAGAACUGCACUUGUUUAUUAUGAGACUUGAGUUGCCCAUGUCUGUCAUGAACAAGUUGAUCAUAAAACUGGCAAAAGUUGAGGAGCGAUUGUCCAAGGGCUGCUCUGAAGUAGCUCAAACUGCAGCGUUGGUUGCUGCUUUUUUUAUUAGUCGCGAUAUGGUUUCGUUGGAGAGCUAAGUUCACGAUAUUCCUGGGAUAGAUGUUAGUUAGCUGCUAAGAUAUCAUUAUGGUAUUUAUGAACCAUCAGUCAGAAAAUACAAGAUAUUGCUUAAUACGAUAAAAAUGUUGAU
This is a messenger RNA of Drosophila sulfurigaster albostrigata, 1249 nucleotides long. RefSeq names its product replication factor C subunit 5 (gene RfC3). The record is from RefSeq and is a predicted model, not a curated record. Gene Ontology annotation, molecular function: DNA clamp loader activity; DNA binding; ATP hydrolysis activity. Gene Ontology annotation, biological process: DNA-templated DNA replication; DNA repair. The transcript is spliced from 5 exons. The coding region runs from base 138 to 1136 and encodes 332 amino acids. NCBI's taxonomy places the organism in Eukaryota, Metazoa, Arthropoda, Insecta, Diptera, Drosophilidae. Gene Ontology annotation, cellular component: nucleus; DNA replication factor C complex.